AUGCAACAGAUUGCCGAGAAUAACGAGAAAAAGAGAAAUCCAAACUUUUCAAAAGAAGAAUGUUUGUUAAUUUGCAAGCUGAUGGGGGAGGAGAGUGGCCACGGCAUGUCAAAACACACCUUAUAUAAGAAAGGCUAUACUUCAAGAAUCACCUCAGAGACGAAACGAAAAAUGUGGGAGACUGUUGAGAGAAGCUUCAAUGUCCAAUCUACAGGAAUACAUAGAACUGUAGACCUUCUAACUAAGAAGUGGGACAACUUGACCCAAGUCCACCGCCCUAAGUUCAUGGACUACAAAAGGCAGCUUCAUCUGACAGGAAAUGGCCAAAAUACAGCCUCCUUGUCAGAUUUGACAAAUGCUGUCAUUGAUGUUAUUGGCAGGGAUGGCUGUGCCAUGGAUGGAAUCGGUGGAUCAGAAUAAUUUGAUUCAACAUGUACACAGGAAAUAUAUCAAUAGAUGGAAUAUCUUACAAACCAAAUUUGAGAUCUGCAACAAUAAUGCAUAAUGCCAAUGAACUUCAUCUUGCUAUAUUACCAUUGAAAUAAAUAACCAAAUGGGUCAAUAUGUGAUUAUAUGUGUACUGAUUAGAUGGUGUAAAAUGAUAUUUUAUAAGGCUUAAGUUCCACAUCCUACCAUAUACAGAAAUGAGUUGAUGUGUGCAUUUUCUCAAAUAAACAAUAAUUAUUUUAAUCUUUAUUUUUCAGCCAAAGCAGAUCAGAUGUUGGUCUCAAUUAACAGCCUGUAUAUCAGUUUGUAAAUGAUUACACGUAAGUAUCUCUCACAGUCACUUGUUGUAUAACAUUUUCGUCAAGCUGUUGAUGUCAUCUUUGUUAUAAAAAGUAUUCUUAGCUAUUACUAACAUAUCCAUAUCUUUUAAACAUUCAUAACAAUAACAUCUGAAUGUAACCAAUACAUUUUAAACAUUAAAAUAUUCAAACAUUGCCAUUAAUUUACACAUUCACAUGACUGAGACAAUCAUAUCACUAAGACAUUUAUAUGAAUAAGACAUUCAUAUCACUGUCAGAUUCACAUCACUAACACAUCCAUAUUACUACCACAUUCUUAUCACUAAGACAAUUAUAUCAUAUCACUAAGACAAUUAUAUGACUUACAUCACUCAGACAAUCAUAUCACUAAGACAAACAUAUCACAAAGACAUUGAUAUCACUAAGACAUUCAUAUCACUAAGACAUUUAUAUAUAACAGGGUGAGAUAACACUACAAUGCACAUUGAUAUAAAAUAACAUGAACACAGAAAUGAUUUCAGAUGUAUACCGACAUGUACAUGUAAAUAUCUAAGGACUUAAAUAAAACAUAGCACACAUUCAUUGAUUUUUUGGUGCAAUUUACUGCUUUAAAAGAUGUUUCCUCUUGCCAAAAAAUCCCCAUAAAAUUAUAUUUUCCAAAAUAAUUAAUAAGAUUUUCAGUGAAUACAGCAAUGAAUUGCUUAAAAAAGAUAACAACAUCUUGAUAAGACUACCCGGUAGCCAUUUUAGAUUAAAUGCAUAAAAAGGUAGAAAUAGGUCUAUUUUAUAUUAUACUUUCAAUUCAAACAUAACUUUGUAUUUUUCCCAAAGUUUCGAAAGUCCCAAUUUGGUACCAGGUUCAAUUCCAAAAUAUAUCACAGACAUUCUCGGGUAUGAUCAAGUUGGGAAAAACAUUUAAAAAUGACUCUCACAUUCUAAACAAGUCAGCAUAGUGACUUUUUUACAAGAUUUGCAAAAAUAUGAUAGCACAUUUUAGAAUUAGUUUGUAAUUCCAGGACAUAUCAGCCAGUGUUGGAGGCAGAUGAGGUUCCUGCCACGUUUCAUCUUUUAAGACCUGAGGCUAGCACGACUUCCAAAGUGUUCACAACCUCUACAUCAUGCAAUCAAUGUUGCUGUCAGGAG
Molecule: messenger RNA, 1889 nt
Organism: Mya arenaria
Lineage: Eukaryota; Metazoa; Mollusca; Bivalvia; Myida; Myidae
Exons: 4
Coding region: 1-420 (139 amino acids)
Cellular component (GO): nucleus
Source: RefSeq, a predicted model, not a curated record